AAAAGAGAAAAAGAAGGGACAAAAGUACAAAAUUCUUGAACGAAAAGUAAAACCAAGAUAAGAAUUGAUAACACAGAGAAGUCCGCAGCCCAGAUGAGAGAAGGGAGUAAUAGGGAGAAAAGAGAGAGAAGAGUACACUGAUUCUAAGAGAGAUCUCGUUGAGUCAAGGUAAUUAUCGUAAUUUCUUCUCCUCAGAAAAAUUUGAUCACAUCUUCUGCUAAUUCUACUGAUCUGCUCAAGUUAACUAAUAAUUUUUUCUGUAAACUUUGAUCAGUUUCUCGAUCGGUUUGAUCCCCCAAUUCACAAUUGAAUCUAAUAUAACAAUGCCCAGUUAUUAUAAUGAGUAUGAGAAUUUCUGCAUUUAUAUUUUGGUUCAAAAUAUUGGAUUAUUAUAUGGUGUAUGAUGAAGAAUAGUAGCAAUUUUUUUUAAUUCUCCAUGUGUUUGAGGAGAAUUUUUGGAUUGUUAGGGUAUUCUAGGGUUUUGAGGUGAGAAUUGAAAUAAUGGUUGAAAUUGGGGAAGUAUUUGAACCUAGGGUUAGCAGAAACAGCUCAUUUGGGGAGAUUGAUGAUAGCUUAAUGCAAGUGGCUGCUUUAAGUGUUGGAGGGUCCAGGAAUUCGAGCCCGUUGGCGAGAUCUUGUUCGAGGAAUACAAGUCCUGUAGGGCGAACUGGGUCUAGGAAUACAAGUCCAUGUAGGCAGAAGGUUGUUAAAACGAAACCGCGGGGGUUGGAUGAAGAAACGGUGGCAACGUUUAGUAAAACAGUUCAUCCGGAUGUUCAGAUGGAGGAUAAUAUAUGGGCAAUGCUGCCUGAGGAUUUGCUGAAUGAGAUAUUGGCUAGGGUUCCUCCUUUUAUGAUCUUUCGGCUUCGUUCUGUUUGUAAGAGGUGGAACUUAAUUCUGCAGGAUAGUAGUUUUUUGAAGUUCCACUCACAAGUGCCGUCUCAUGGGCCUUGCCUUCUCACAUUUUGGAAGAACUCUCAAACCCCACAGUGCUCCAUUUUUAGCUUGCCCUUGAAAACGUGGUAUAGGAUUCCAUUUACGUACUUGCCUCCUUGGGCGUUUUGGUUGGUCGGCUCUUCUGGUGGUCUUGUUUGCUUUUCGGGAUUUGAUUGCUUGACUUUUAAAACCUUGGUGUGUAAUCCCCUGACACAAGCAUGGAGAACAUUGCCAAGCAUGAACUAUAAUCAGCAGAGGCAGUUAAUUAUGGUUGUUGAUCGCAAAGAAAGAUCUUUUAAAGUUAUAGCUACUAAUGAUAUUUAUGGCGACAAGUCAUUGCCAACUGAAGUGUAUGAUUCCAAGAUGAACAGCUGGUCGGUUCACCAAAUUAUGCCUGCAGUUAAUCUCUGUUCUUCCAAAAUGGCUUUUUGUGAUUCAAGGCUGUAUUUGGAAACACUUUCACCACUUGGUUUGAUGAUGUAUCGGCUCGACACAGGAUCUUGGGAGCACAUCCCAGCAAAAUUUCCUCGGUCAUUGUUGGAUGGGUAUCUGGUUGCUGGUACACAGAAGCGCCUAUUUCUUGUUGGAAGGAUAGGCCUUUAUAGCACUCUGCAAAGUAUGAGGAUUUGGGAAUUAGAUCAUUCUAAGACACAGUGGGUGGAGAUUAGUAGGAUGCCUCCCAAAUAUUUUCGAGCUUUACUGAGGCUAUCAGCAGAGAGGUUUGAGUGCUUUGGACAGGAUAAUUUGAUUUGCUUUACAUCUUGGAAUCAAGGGAAAGGCCUCCUUUAUGAUGUAGACAAAAAGGUGUGGUCUUGGAUUGCUGGCUGCGCUCUGCAAUCAUACAACAGCCAAGUAUGCUUCUACGAGCCACGGUUUGAUGCAUCCAUAUACUGACUUUGGAUAUGUUCCUUCUUUGUCGAACGUAUGGCGUUUCUUCUUGCAUUUUCAGUCUUCAAUCAUCUAAAUCCAUGUCCUUCAUGCCUCCUUGUAUUUUAUAUAUGUAUAACAUUUCAGUUUGCUCAAAUUCCUGUGUCCAAGAUGGGGCACGUUGUCUUCUUAAUGUUAGAAUUAAGUUGCUGCUUCAUGAUGAGAUCUUGAAAACACACAAUUCAUAGCUUCUGAACAAUUUUGCUUCCUGAUGAGUUCACUACAGCAGUGGUCUUUUUGUUCUAGAAUUAUAACAGUCCACUUUGUCUGGGAACAGUGAUUCAGUUCUGUUGUGACUUACGGGAUGUAGUGGGUCGGAGUUGGUGAGAUUUGUAACCGGACAAGUAAACAUGUAUGGGCAGGACUUUGAUACAACCUUUUUGUCUCUCCAACUGUUGUAUACUAAUAACAAUGUCAAGUAUUCAAAAUUUCCCAUGGAAGUCAGGGCUGGUCUGUGCUCCUCAAACUUUACUUGCUUGCCCCUAAAUGGAAGCCAACUUAAAGUUCUUUUCUUAUGCUGCUCAAAGUUUAUACAGUUAUUGACUUGAUCCGCACAUAUGCAUCUUAGUACCAGAAGUCUAGGUGUGCUGGAAUUCUAGAAUUGUUCAAUAUUGCAUUUUUCUGAAAAUCAUUUAUCUGGCCUCGGAAGGAAGAUAUAUUUUUUAAGCGUUGAGAUUGAUGUAGUAGCAUUGUAUAUUUUGCUUGUGCAUAUAUCUUGGUGGACCUUUUGGUAGGAAUUAUCCCGGAAAUAUGUUGUUGCUUUUCCUUUUUUGUUUGUUGAGCUGUAGGUGAUACCUUUUGAGAAGAAAUGGAUACUCGCAGUACAGCAAAAAUAAUGCUCCUGUCUUUGCUAGAAGCAGGGCUUUUAAUGCUGUUCAGUGGCUUUCUUUGCUGUUCUGUAGCGUACUGGCUGUAGGCGCGGCGUGCUAUGAUAGCAUCUGCAGCUUGGGUUGGGUGGAAGGAAUCCCAGAAGAGAUGCUGAUCUCUAUUUGCACAUGGUUGCUGCAAAGGAAGACAGUCAUAUAAGAUCUGAUUCUAGUUGAAGUAGUUUCUCACCAUAUGUAGAAGGGUUGCGGAUCAUGUCCACAGAGAGAUCAUAAGUAUUCUGAUAGACGAAGACGGAACCUGGAAGGCUAUUGCUGAGUGUAUUUGUCAUCUGAACCAGACGGCUGUUGAAUGGAGUGAUCAAAUUAUUGACGCUGUCUAUACAGUUGUUAUCACUUGACUUGGAUCUGAAAGCAGGGUAAGGGAGCCUGUCACUUGAAAGCAAAACCCUAAAAGCCGACUUCCAUCCCAGAACCCGUUCUGCAUUCCACAGCGAGCUGCUGAUUGUGUGACACCAGGUAAGGUGGCACACAUACGAGCUCCUUUACCUUUCCGUAGCUGGGAGCUUCUUCUUGGGAAGAAUAAUCGCCAUAAACAUGACAGGGAAAAAGCCUUGUCAGAGGCAUUUUGUGUGAUGGGAUUAUAUGGAUUCACUUUAGAGCACCUGCAGCUAUAUAUGUGGCGAAGUAGCAUUUCUUAGAAAAAGGUUGAUCAUCAGUCACUUGUGAAUUUAUAUAGAUCAGUCAAAUGAAGUGAGCCUAUGUGAUGCUUUUGAGCAUGAAAUUAUUAGAAACCAAAGAAAGAUUUUCACCUUUUCUCUGAUUUUUGUAUUUCAUAAUAUGGACGAGAAGCUGUAUAUCAGUAUAUGGAGGAGCCUUACUGUUAUCUGGGAAGUGAGUGUAUCCCUAAGGAGAUCAGCAAAGGCUUCCCCAUCGUAGAGACGGCUGCUGUCAUAUCUCUCUGGUUGAAGAUAGUUGUUGAGAUAGUCAUUGCCUCCAAUGUCGAUUAGAAAGACUGAUUUUGUCAGGUAUUGGGUCAGCUCAUCCUGGUUUUGGAAAAGCAGGGGUAAUUUCAGUGUAAGUGUCUCCUGAAACUGGGAUAUCUGCCCACUCAAGGUUGUCCGCUGCCCCUGAGAAGAGACUAGUGUCAAAUGCUACUCAGUUUCACUAUUAUUAAUAAAGGAUAUUCUUUCCGAAUGACGCUAGUGAGAAGUAUGGUGGUAUGAACGGCAAUCCCAGAUACCUUGCUAUUUUGAGCACCAGUAAGAAACUAAGUUAGCAUAAAGAGCAAAAAGAUUAAAAGAGUAGGGUGUGAAUUCCAAGUUACCUCCAUAAUCUACAACAGUGAGGCCAUUGCUGAACCGCCCUGUUGGACCUCCAGAAUCUAUCCCAUACGGGAAGUAAUUGGCCUUUGCUGCUGUGAAUAGGUAGUUAUUGUUUCCAUUGUCUAUCAGGGAAUCACCAAAGAUGAACAGCGCUGGGGUGAUUGGUUCAGUUGCAGCACCGUCUUGAGCAUUAGCAACCAAUGUAAACUCGGGUAAUAACAAGCAGAUACAUGUGGCAGCAAAGAUUACUCUUAACCUCUCCAUUUCUUUCUGUAUCUCUCUCUCUCUCUCUCUCUCUCUCUUUGAAUCUGUGUUGGUUUCAGUUUGCAGAGUACUGACCUAGCUCGACUGCAUGACUUAUAAUUGCACCAAAGAGUUACCAAGUGUGUGCAGCUCCGUAUUCUGACUACAAUCCAGGCAAGAGUUUUUGGUCCACAUUCUUUUUUCACUUAUUGCAUCAGAAAUUUUAUAGUUGGAAGGCAUUCAAUUUUGCUGUAAUCACUGUAGUUUAGGAGACAGUAGUAGCAAUGCACUCAUAUAAUGGGUCAUGGCAUUUGCAGAAGUUAUCAGGAUACGAUAGAACCAGAGUAAAUGCACAUAAUCCCUUUGUUUCCAGUUGUGUUAUGCAGAUGUCCCUGUUUUCUCUUGCAGUGUAUUCCCAGCUAAAUUAUGCAGCUUUUAGUUCUUUGUCUGAGAAUAUUUCUUUUUCAAUUUUCUUUUUCGUGCGCAUUGUUUUUUUUAACUGCGUUGUAAUUCUUGUUAGUUGAUAUGGGGAAGAGAGCUCACAGAACCUCCCAGAUUAGAAGCCCAGAGUACUAGCACAGAUGAUUUUGCUAAGUUAGCCUUGAUAUUUGUAUGUUGCAGUUGGCUCCAGAAAAUUUGGGGGCACAGUUAGCUCUAAUUUUCAAAAGAAAAAAAAGUGAAAGAAAGAGGAAAAGCUCCCAUGACCCGUAUUCGCUCCUACAAUUAAGUUUUUCUUAAUAGUAGCUUGAACUAAACUUUGCUGUUGUGUAAGACUGUCUUAUGAUUAACAUAAUAAUAUUACCUAUUUUUCCGUUAAA
Messenger RNA from Beta vulgaris subsp. vulgaris (sugar beet), 5073 nucleotides. RefSeq names its product F-box/kelch-repeat protein At5g15710. The record is from RefSeq and is a predicted model, not a curated record. Bases 502 to 1830 code for a protein of 442 amino acids. Lineage: Eukaryota; Viridiplantae; Streptophyta; Magnoliopsida; Caryophyllales; Amaranthaceae. Gene Ontology annotation, molecular function: protein binding. The transcript is spliced from 8 exons.